AUGGCAAACCAGCAGGAGCCGGCCAACCUCUGCCAUGCCCUGUUUGAUUCCUUCGUCCAGGCCCAGACCUGUAAGGAAGUCCAGCAGAACUUCACUGAGCUCUGCUGCCACCUACAGGUGGAUCCGAAGGACUACAGUCAGUUUUAUAACAAGCUUAAAGAAAGACUCAACUACUGGAAGGCCAAAGAUCUCUGGCAAAAGCUAGACACGAGGGCCUCCCACCCUGACUACCUUCAGGGCCAAGUUUGUGCCAAAAACAAGUGUUUGGUGUUGGGGGCAGGCCCCUGUGGUUUGCGGACAGCUAUAGAGCUGGCUCUGCUGGGGGCUCGAGUGGUGCUGCUGGACAAAAGAGAUUCUUUCUCCAGGAACAAUGUCCUCCACCUGUGGCCUUACACCAUCCGUGACCUGCGCGCUCUCGGAGCCAAGAAAUUCUACGGCAAAUUCUGCUCAGGCUCUUUGGACCACAUCAGUAUCCGGCAGCUGCAGCUGAUUCUGCUGAAGGUAGCUCUUCUUUUGGGAAUUGAGGUCCAUACAGGAGUGGACUUCAAGGAUCUUGUUGAGCCCCAGGCCUCUGGAGACAUAGGAUGGAGAGCAAAAGUACAGCCAUCGAACUGUCCAGUAGCUACAUAUGAAUUUGAUGUUUUUAUCUCUGCAGGAGGGGGCCGCUUUGUACCUGAGGGCUUUAAGAGGAAGGAGAUGAGGGGAAAACUGGCCAUUGGAAUCACAGCCAACUUCAUCAACCGCCGCACCGCCGCUGAAGCCCAGGUGGCCGAGAUCAGCGGAGUCGCUCGAAUCUACAAUCAAAAAUUUUUCCAGGAUCUUCACAGUGAGAUGGGAAUUGACCUGGAGAACAUCGUCUACUACAAAGAUGACACACACUAUUUUGUCAUGACUGCCAAGAAGAAGAGUUUACUGAAGCAAGGUGUCAUCAAGCAGGAUUACUCUGAUGCAGAGCAGUUGUUAGCUCCAGCGAAUGUGGAUAAAGGAGCCCUGUUGCAGUAUGCAUACGAUGCAGCAGAUUUCUCCACAGGCCGCAGACUGCCUGACCUGGAGUUCGCCUGCAACCACAACGGCCAGCCAGACGUGGCCAUGUUUGACUUCACCUGCAUGUACCGUGCUGAGAACGCAUCGCUCGUUAGGGAGAGGAGGGGCAAGAAACUCCUCAUCGGUCUGGUGGGAGACUGCUUGGUGGAGCCUUUCUGGCCUCUGGGAACUGGCAUAGCCCGUGGUUUUCUGGCUGCAUUUGACGCAGCGUGGAUGGUGAGGAGCUGGGGUAAAGGAGUGCCCCAUCUGCAGGUUAUGGCAGAGAGAGAGAGUAUUUAUCAGCUACUGUCUCAGACCACACCAGAGAACACAAGUAAGAACUAUUCAGCCUACAGCAUAGACCCCAAAACCCGCUACCCCAACAUCAACCUGUUUUCCAUCAAACCCAACCAAGUGCAACACCAGUACGACUUUGAAGACCACUCUGACAUCAGCAGAGUUAGUACAAAAAAACAGAAAGUCAAGAUGGUCUCCAAACGGCAAGAUUCUCUUGGAGGUUAUGGGUAUCUGCUUAACUGGUGUCAGAAGCACACUGCGGGGUAUGAGGGGGUGAAAGUGAAGGAUCUGAGUCAGUCCUGGAAGUCCGGCCUGGCUCUCUGUGCCCUCAUCCACAGCUUCAGGCCUGAAUUAAUUGACAUGUCUUCUCUGGAUCGGUCCAAUCCUGCCUACAACAAUCAGCUGGCAUUUGACAUCCUGCAGAAAGAGCUGGGUAUAACGCCCAUCAUGUCAGGCAUUGACAUGGCCUCUAGCAGCAAAAUCGACAAGCUCUCUAUGGUGUUUUACCUCACUCAGAUCUACAAUGCUUUCAAUGAAAAAACGUCCCCUGCAGAUCAGAUUAGCACCAUCGCCCCCUCCAAACCGCUCUCCUUCUCCAGGACCCGUUCAGCCGUUUUUUUCCUGAACAAGCUCAAACAUAACUCCCUUCAGAGACGUAAGGAGAGAAUCACAAAAGAAAAAGAAGAGAAAGAACUACAGAAGAAGGUGGAGGAGAGAAACUCUGUGAGCCCUGUUCCUGUGCCUGAUCUGAGUGGCAGUGAGGUGUGUUAUUUCUGUGACCAGCGACUCUACCUGCUGGAGCGCGGCAGUGCCGAGGGCAAGUUCUUCCACCGCAGCUGCUUCACCUGCCACCACUGUGGCACCACCCUGCGCCAGGGCGGCUACGUUUUCCACCAAGACACCGGGAGGUUCUUCUGCGAAAUGCACUCCGAGGAGGUGGAACUAGGCCAUAGAGAUCUGUCUGUAAGCAUGCAGGAGGAAGUCAGAGAGGACGAGAAGGAAACCGGGAAAAGUGAGAAAGAAAAUGCCGAAAAAGUAGAGAAUGGAGAAAAGGAAAUGAACAGUUCCCCUCAGUCCCAAGGUUCUGUGAUUAGGAAGGACUCCUAUAAGAAGCAUAAAGAGCCAGAGCCUGGUAAAGACACAGAGCUCAACACAUCCAAAAACCAGGAGGACCAGAGAGCAGACAGCCCAGCUAGAGACUCUGACGAGCCCCUCAAACUCACAGAGAGCUCUCCUGAGCCGGAGCAUGGGGAUCUCCAGCAAAGCGAAGACAAAACCAGCUCUCCGAUGACCACUCCAGUUCCUGCUCCUCGCAGCUCCAAAAACCAUCCAGUCCCCAAACCUCGUACCAUUCACAACAUCCCUGUCUCAGAAGCCGACCCAGCUCCCAGCAUGGACAAACACACAUUAGACGGCCCAACGGACAAGCCGGCCCCGGUUGUCCUCUCUGCGAGCGACGACAAGGACGAGGAAGACGAGGAUGAGCCCAUGAAGAUCCUGGCCUCAUGGGCUGAGAACGGGGUUGAGAAGCCCACGUCAGACCUGAGGCCGAAGCAGUCCCCAGUUGUCGUCUCUGCAAGUGACGACGAGGAAGAGGAGGAUGAAGACAUGAAGAUCCUGGCCUCGUGGGCCGAGAACGGGAUUGAGCAGCCCACGUCAGACCUGAGGCCGAAGCAGUCCUUACGGAAGCUCCAGCUUUCCGAGGAGGAGAGGAGCCAGCUUGUCAACCUGUCCUUUGGCCAGGACUCAGACCCAGAGACCCCGGCAUCGUCCUCAGCGGCCUCCACCUCCUCAUCAUCCAAACAGCCUGACGGAGGAGAGGAGGAGGGCUACUGGAGCGGGGGUAACUCAGUGAGGCACAUUCGGGAACAGAGGAACCGUAGGUGCUUCAGGAGAAAGACUGAACCUGCUAGCCUGGCCCAAGCCCAGCAAAACAGGGUUCGGUCCAAAUUCUCCCCCUGGAACCUGUCCUCUCCACGACUCGGCAGGAUCCCACAUUUCAGUGUCGUCAGCAGCUGUGGAGGGGAUGCAGGACAUUUUCAUCCUGACCACAGUGUGUCUGGAGACGAUGAUGUGGACUGUGAGGAUGAGGAGGAAGAGGAAGACGAUCUUCUGGCUGAUGAAAAUGCAGAUUUGCUGAAUGAGAUGGACUUGCCCCCAAAUGUUGCCCUGGCUGAGAAGCAGAGGCUGUUGAAGAUGAGGACUCUGGAGCGCAGGGCAAAGAUCACUGAAAUGCAGCGUUUCCACAAAGCGCAGUCUAUCCAGCGGCGACUGGAGGAGAUUGAGGUGACGUUUAAGGAGCUGGAGGAGAAAGGAGUUGUGUUGGAGCGGGCUCUAAGAGGAGAAGCAGGUUCUGGUGGUUCUGAUAUGAUUGACCAGUGGAUUGACCUGGUUCAGCAGAAGAACGCCCUGGUGUCUGAGGAGUCUGACCUCAUGGUGGCAUCCCGACAGCUUGAGCUGGAGGACAAGCAAAGCAUGCUAGAGAUGGAACUCCGCCACUAUAUGGAGAUGGAGAACUCAGAGAAGACUGAGGAGCAGCAUAAUAAAGAGAAGGAGGUGCUUGCUCAGAUGCUGGAGGUGGUGGACAUGAGGAACUCUCUGGUGGCUUUCCUGGAGGAGAAGAGACUCCGGGAGAUCAGUGAGGAGCAGCUGACUGCAGGCUCACUGCUGGAGACCAAGAGACACUCCAGCGCAGGAGCCCAGGUACACUGGGAGUGAGGAACU
Chanos chanos (milkfish) is the source of this 4044-nucleotide messenger RNA. RefSeq names its product microtubule associated monooxygenase, calponin and LIM domain containing 1 (gene mical1). Gene Ontology annotation, molecular function: FAD binding; protein binding. The record is from RefSeq and is a predicted model, not a curated record. NCBI's taxonomy places the organism in Eukaryota, Metazoa, Chordata, Actinopteri, Gonorynchiformes, Chanidae. The transcript is spliced from 23 exons. Bases 1 to 4038 code for a protein of 1345 amino acids.